ACGAGUUGACGUCGGAAACGAACUCUGUGCCAAACCUUUUGUUUUGCAACGCGAUCUUUGGCUGGCCCGAGGAAAGAAAAAUGAAGACUUAAGAAGCUACGGCGCACAUGGGGAACAGAGCGCUAACAACCCUGCUCGUUCGGGCCAUGGAAAUUAUAAUCAUAAAUGUCCCGAAGCGCAAGAAAUAAAAAUUAAAAAGCGUGAGAGGGAGAAAGAGAGACGAGCUCUUGCCAAAUUGCUCGACAGCUCCUCUCCCCCAUCCAGUUCUUGUGACACGCAGCGGCAAAGUAAGGCAACUGUAACGAAGACACAGCAGAGGAGGAGGAAGAGGAGGAGGUUCGCUGAGCCCUCCCUUCUCCCCGCCCGAGCAGCACCGAGCGCAGGAGGCGCCUGGCCGGAGCGCCAAGGCAGUCUCUUGCGCCCAGCCCGACGGCGGCGAUGGUGGCGACAGCGACGGCUCGCUCUUCCCGUCGCGACUAGCCGCGCAGUCGCAGGGCGGCGGAGCGGCGUCCCCCUGGCGGCGGCGGGGAAUGCGCAGGCUGUGGCGGCGGGAUGGCCUCGGCCGUGUUUGAGGGCACCUCGCUGGUGAACAUGUUCGUGCGGGGCUGCUGGGUGAACGGCAUCCGGAGGCUGAUCAUCAACCGGCGCGGGGACGAGGAGGAGUUCUUCGAGAUCCGCACCGAGUGGUCGGACCGGAACGUCCUGUACUUGCACCGCAGCUACUCGGAUCUGGGCCGCCUCUUCAAGCGCCUGCUCGACUCCUUCCCAGAGGAUCGUCCCGAGCUGUCACAGUCCCCCUUGCUGCAAGGGCUGAUCACAAUCAAAGAGUCUCAUGACAUAGAAGCCAGGCUCAACGAAGUUGAGAAGCUUCUCAAGAACAUUAUCAAUAUGCCCUGGAAAUACUCUAGAUCUGAAGUUGUCCUUACCUUCUUUGAAAGAUCUCCUCUAGAUCAGGUGUUAAAAAAUGACAACGUCCAUAAAAUUCAACCAAGCUUUCAAAGUCCCGUCAAAAUAUCAGAAAUCAUGAGAUCUAAUGGAUUUUGUUUAGCCAACACUGAAACAAUAGUUAUUGAUCAUAGUAUACCAAAUGGAAAAGAAAAACACUUGGAUGUUGAUGCAGCAGAACAUUUGUUUGAGAAUGUCAACGAGUUCACCCCAGAGCUUGAGGACAGUGACGACCCCACAGCAUACGUCACUAACCUCUCCUACUACCACCUGGUCCCAUUUGAAACGGAUAUUUUGGACUAAGGCUGCGCAAAUGGACCUUGCGGCCAGGCUCAGGCGGGUUUCUUCCCCUGUGACCUUCACCACUCCAUCGCUUUGCCCAUGUGAGUCAUGCUCGAGGCGUGUGAUGCCAGGCCAACAAGGGCUAUCUGCCAAAUAUGACUUGAAAUGGAUAGCACAGGCUUGGCUCUUUCCUGUGGCUUCUGGAGGUGCCUUGCGAGGAAGCAGCUCCCUCCUGACGGACAAAGAGACUUGCAUUUUGCCCAGAAGAAUGGGCCAAGAGUGUUGGGGGAAUCGACCUUGCUGCAGGGACAAAACACGGGUUAUGCAAAUCAUGUGGCACCAGGAAGACCCCCUGUGUUUCUCCUCUCUGAAGCAGUCCUGGUAUUUGUCACUGUCCUCACUGAAAGACCUCCUAUAUUCAGACACCAGUUUGCUUUUUUCUUCAUUCCUCAGAGCAGCAACUGAGCAGAAAUGCCAUUGUCAGCUGUUCACUGAGAGAUACCAGAGCAACUGAUGCCUUACGUCAUGUGUGCCUAACAUGAAAUAAGUACAUACAUUCAAAUGCUUUACUUAACUCAGAAGCCUGAGGUUUGAUUUAAUCCUCUAAGAGCCUGUCUUUUUCACCUGAAAUGAUAAUAGUUAAUGUAAAACCAACAGAGGGAACAAGUUACUUCCCAAGGGUUGGGAGGUGGGGGAGAUCCUCCAUAAUUUUAAAGUACUUUGACCUUCUGAAAGUUCUGCAAAAAUGCCAUCAUGAGUUUUUCCCCUUCCUGAACCAGGAAAAGUUUGCAGCUCUCAGAAUUUGUUUGCACUAGAAAAUUACACACCUUAUAACUUCCAGCUCUCUAGAAGCUGGGACAAGUGAAUUUUGCCACAAAGAGGCUACCCAAACUGUUUUUCCCCUCGUGAAUCUCUCACCUAGAACAAAGACCCAAUCCUAUACCAGUUUAGACAGAGCAAAGUGCUACAAAUCCUACUGCUCCCUGGACCUCACCCUUUGGGACACAAUUAGUGGGGACACAUGGCAGAGUUCCCCACAUCAGGAUGACACAGGUCCAUGUGUUAAGGUAGCGCCACAUAUUACAACCAGGGCAAGAAUUGUGCCCAGAGAAAGUCCUUUGCAGGGGCACCUCAAUGGCAGCUGUAACAGGUGCUUUGGUCCUAAGGUGAAUCCAAAUUGCCUUGGGGUCUGCGUGGCUGCACAGCAUCCAUGUUACUAUGGCAGUCACAGGGAAUGAGGCAAGCGCUAAAUGUGGAAUGUGGCAGAAUUUCCUCUGUGGCCCUUCCUUGUUCUUCUCCACUCAGAAAUAAGCUUCAGACAUGUGCUUGGGUACUGCAUAAAGUCUAUGCUUUAGUGUAAAGUUUGAUGCUAUAUUCUAUCACAGGAGUCCCCCACCAUGCCAUGGUACCCAGAGGGACUUCCAGCAGCGCCCACAGGGCUCUCCACUUCCUGCCUCCUUCUAAGAUUUAUUUUUAAUAUAAAAUUGGUGAAAUGGGAAGGCACCAGGCAUUUCCCUCUGUUCCUGAACCUGUCACUGACCAGGAAUAAAAGGAAAGAAUUGCUUCCUGGCCCUAUCCAAUUGUAUUUUGUCCAUAGAAACCUUUCUUUAUACCCACUCUCUCUCCCCACUCCCAGCCUCCUGGCUUUGCUACUUCUUUUCCUCCAGUCUCCUACCUUGCUAUUUCUCACACUUCCCUUCCAGGCAUUUUCCCGUUCUCUUCCUAGACUUAAGCACUGCUUUUUCUCUCCCACUCCCAUGCCCUGUAUCUUGCUGCUUCUCUUCUAGCUCCACUUUUGCUCCCUGCAUACCUCUUUAUCUUGCUGUUCCUGCCCCUCCUGGCCUCUAGCUUUCUUUCUCUCCCUUCUGCCCCUUUGCCUUACGAUAUACCUCUCACAGCCAUUUUGUGGUAAUGCCAAAUUUUGUGGAGGUUUGUAUAAUUUAGGUGCUUUCAUUAACUACACCUAGAGAACUCCUGUGUAGGAUACAAGAGGGUCUACAAUUGGGUCUAUGGUACCUGCAGCUCUUUUGGGACCAACUUUGUUCUUCUUCGUGGCCUCUGUGCAUCACACAUAUGGGUGCUGCGCCUGCGCAGGGCCUAUGGCCGGAAAGAUUGCAGAGCUUGACAGUUUUUGGCAGGAACUCCACACCCCUCCCCACUAAUGGUAUAAACAGAGUGGAGUGCCCGCCAUUUUCCCAGUCUUCUUGCAACUGCCGUUCACUGUGCCUCAAGCCUUUCUCCGUUCGUACUUGUUCUCUAGUUGUUGUUAAUCAUACGAUUUCAAGUUCUUUCCCCUCCCUGUUAGAAGUUCUCUUCUUAUUACCCCUUCCCUUGUUUAAAAAACCCAAAAAUAUAUUACCCCCUUUUUUCUUCUACCUGCUUUUCUAUCUUCUUCUUAUUCCUCGAUGGCUCAGCGUGCGGCUUUCCACAAGUGCUCCCAGUGCAGGUCUAAAAUAUCACCAACUAACCCACUCGAUCUGUGUCCCUUCUGCCUCGGAGAGGGUCACAGAAUUGAUAACUGUGGCCAUUGCCAGGCCUUUACAAAGCAGGCAAGAAAGAACCGGGAGAAUCGCUUGCGAAAACUCCUGUGGGACCAGGCCCUCCUGCAAUCAGAUCAACUGGCCGGUAAAUCUGUUCCACCAACCUCCGCAUCCACUGCACCUCCACCCCACCCAUCGGCUGAUGGUGCUCCUGUGCUGGAGGUUCAAUGCUCCUCUUCUUCUCCUCACAAGCAAAAAGAAAAGAGGAAGCAUGGUGGAUCUGGUAAGUCCUCGGGCCAUAAGAAGCCCAAAAAGGACAAAACAGAGAAGUUAUUUAUUAUUUAUUUAUUUAUUUAUUAAAACAUUUUUAAUAAAUAAAAGUUGGCUCAUAGGCCUAAGAAGCCCGAUUACUCAAGACACCAUGAUUCGGGUUUGUCCGCUCCAUCAGUCCCGACGGCCGCCACGGUACCGACACCGACGGGCCCGGCCCUCCAAACGGCCAUGCAAGUAACCCCGCCUGGGUCUCCAAGACGGGUUGUACGCUCGAUCCAGUCUUCCCCUGAACAACGGGACGUUCCUUUGUGGGGAUCAGUUUCUGAUGGAGAGAUUCAUGACUCUCCCCCAGUGGCUCAUUCUCUGACUCCUCUGCCUUCAACCUGAGCCUUCCCUGAGAGCAGCACCUCAGCAGGUGCGAUACCAUCAGCGCACCUCUGGCCAUCCUUCGGGGGAAUGAGUACAACCGCCCCAUAGGCUGCCUCAUCACGAGCCUUGGGAUGACUAUCCGCCAUGCAGCUAUUACCUGUCGGUAUGGGAUCGUACUCUCUCCCCGGCACCGAGACACACUCCCUCCACCUCGAGAGUGGCGAGGUCCAGGCGUCCCAGCUCGCCUGUUGACUCCUCUUCGAGCUACCUGCCGCACUACGAUUCAGACUUGGAUGACUCUGAGGUGGUGUCGACUUCACCGGAUGCCGUGAUUUCAACACAGGGUCCCACCUCACCAGAGGAACCCUACGUGAAUUUGAGUAACCUUUGGAGAACUGAUGGCAAGGCUUACCAGGUCAUUCGAGAUCGAAGCCCAACACCGCUUUGAUCCUAGUACCAACAAGUUUUAUAAUAUUGCUAAAGGCGAACAAUCAGCCGCCAUCAUCCUGCCUCUAAUCACAACUCUUCGUCAGGCGAUGAUGGAGCCCUGGACUAUCCGAAUCAGCCUCAACCUACCUUACAUCAGUACGAAGCUAUGUAUCGAGUCCGAGAGCAGGAUAUCCCAUUCCUCCUGUGUCAAAUUUGAUAGUUGUGGAGUCAUCCCAGGAUCGUGAGUCGAGGGGCCAUACUACACCCCGCGAUAAAGAGGGCCUCAAGAUCGACAUGUUGGCCCACCGGAUCUAUGCUGCUACAGGACUUGGCCUCUGCAUCUUGAACUACGAAGCCACGCUGGCCCAGUAUCAAUAUUUUUUUGAUGCAGAAGCUAGAAAAUAUUACUGCUUCAUUCCCGGACCAGCAGAAAGACCUGACUCAUAUAUUCAUUAAGGAAGCCAUGCAGGUGUCGGUCCAACAGCUCACCAUGGCGAGACAGCAUGUCGAUUCUGACUCCAGGGCUCUGGUUGGUGCCGUCUCCCUUCAUUGUCAUGCCUGGCUCUGGAACUGCAAUUUCCCAGAAGAGACCAAACACCGGAUUGAGGAGAUGCCCUUCGACGGCUCAGGGCUCUUCAACACACGAACAGACCACAAAAUGAAGACCAUACAUGAGUUGAGGGUGACCGCUUAUUGGAUGGAGGUCCCAAACCAAUCCCGAUGUAAGUGGUCUUGGUCCCGUCCGUCUUACAGAUACCAACCAUACUCCCAAUUUCCAGCCCGUCAACAGUUCCAGCCCCAUCAAUAACGUCGGAAGCAACAACAGGAGAGCUUCCAACAAAACCACCACCGUCCCGACUCCGACAAACACCAAUGUUGACGGGACGAGCGAACCUCUCCUCUCCUCAUCAACUCACCUUCCUCCCUCCCUUUUAGGGAUCAGCUGCAAAGUUGACUCCCCAUCUGGGAGUCCAUGACAUCUGAUCAGUGGGUUUUAUCCAUUAUUCAGCACAGAUACAGAAUUGAAUUCAAUACUGUGCCCCCCCGGGACUGAUCCGAUUUACUCCUCAAUCAUUGGUUCUCCUUGACAAAGUUCAACAGCUUCUUCAUAAGGGAGUGAUUCAACAGCUUACAUGCUCUGAAGGGCUCCAUGGAUUGUAUUCUAGAUAUUUUACUGUCCCUAAAUGGGAUGGUGGUCUUCGUCCUAUUCUGGACCUACGUGACAUCAAUAGGUUCAUCAAAACCAAAAAGUUUCGGAUGACCGCCCUUCAAAAUAUCCUUCUGUUGCUUAGGAGAGAGGAUUGGUUCACUUCUCUGGACUUGAAAGAUGCCUAUUUUCAUAUUACCAUUCACCCAUCCCAUAGGCAUCUUGUACGAUUUACUGUCGGUUCCGACCUGUUUGAAUUCAACGUCCUCCCGUUUGGACUGGCUACUGCCCCCCGGGUUUGGAUCAAUCUCUUUUGCUGCUGGGAUUUUGAUCCAAGACAUCUGCAAGGCUGCCACAUGGACUACUCCUUGCACCUUUGCCAGGCAUUACCGUCUUGAUGUGCAUGCCAGACACGAUUGCUCCUUUGGCCGGGCAGUCCUUUCUGCUGUCCUUCAGUGAUGACACCGCCCGCCUCCGGGUCUGGUAAGCUUGCUAGUCACCCACAUGUGUGAUGCACAGAGGCCACAAUGAAGAAAGGCAGGUUGCUCACCUGUAACUGUCAUUCUUCGAGUGGCCAUCUGUGCAUUCACACAAUGCACCCGCCGGCCCCGCUCGGUGUCGGUGAAUGGGUUAUACGGUGCCAUGGUGUGUUUUUUUUGUACUUCUGGUCCCGUUAAAUUUUCCCUGCAAUAUCUCUUGCUUCCGCGAGGGGGCAAACGUUCAGUCUCCAGUAGACUGGGAAAAUGGCAGGCACUCCGCUCUGUUUAUACCAUUAGGGGGGAGGGGUACGGAGUUCUCGCCAAAAACCGUUAAGCUUUCCAAUCUUUCCGGCCACAGGCACUGCACAGGCGCAGCACCCAUAUGUGUGAAUGCACAGAUGGCCACUCGAAGAACGACAGUUACAGGUAAGCAACCUGCCUUUUUUGCAUUAGAAUCCCUGGAGCUGGAUGAGGACUAGUGGCUUGAGAACUUGAGAGCCUUGGCCUGAUCCAGGCCUAAGGGCCAUCUAGAUCAGGCCAAGUCUAUUUCACUAAGCAUUCUGCUCCUACAGGCAAAUCUGGCUAUCUACCACACCCCUUUAGCCAUUGACUCAGGUGACUGAGUGCACAAAUACAAAUGUUUUUCCUAAAUCACUUACAGAUCAAGGAUUCCAACCUUUUAAUUUAAACCUCAAGUGCUUUUGUUAAACAAUCAAGAAUUAGAGUUCCUUGAUAAUCUAUUGCAAAUCACCAAACAUCUAUCAACAGUUGUCUGGUGACCUUCUGCUCACCCUGCUCUAGAAUUUACACCUCAGUUGCUUUAAGAUGCAAUCCUGUGCAAGUUUAGAAGGCAAAAUGUCCUACAACUUUCAUGCUGGCUGCAUGAAAUUUCUUUCUAAAUAUGUGUGGGAUUGUGUCUUUACUAAUCAUUUCCCCUGUCAAGGGGCCCUGGAAACUGCAUUUCUGUGAACAGUGCUAGCAGUCUUGAACAGAAGAUUGCCAACAUCCAUAUCAAACUGCAGUUCCCAGAGGAGGGGGCUGGGGCUGACAAUUGAACUGGCAUAGAACUGAUAGACGUUUGUAGAUAGGCCUUCUUAGAUGGUGUAAUUGCCAGAAGGUAUGUAUAGGGAUGGGGUUGGGGUGGAAAUACAAUUCUGGUUUUUCCUUUGCUCAGCUUGGAAGCACAUGGUACAUCUCCCCUUCUCCUAGGAACCUUUUCAGUAUUCUUUUGUAUAAUACCUGUAAAACAAAAUUUGCUAAUGUAAAUAGUAAUAAAUUAUUGAGAAUCCUAA
Varanus komodoensis (Komodo dragon) is the source of this 7696-nucleotide messenger RNA. RefSeq names its product PX domain containing 1 (gene PXDC1). NCBI's taxonomy places the organism in Eukaryota, Metazoa, Chordata, Lepidosauria, Squamata, Varanidae. The record is from RefSeq and is a predicted model, not a curated record. Gene Ontology annotation, molecular function: phosphatidylinositol binding. The coding region runs from base 553 to 1248 and encodes 231 amino acids. The transcript is spliced from 5 exons.